Messenger RNA from Hyaena hyaena (striped hyena), 3268 nucleotides. It is a transcript of the gene DCAF6, whose product is annotated as DDB1 and CUL4 associated factor 6. Gene Ontology annotation, cellular component: Cul4-RING E3 ubiquitin ligase complex; cytoplasm. Gene Ontology annotation, molecular function: protein binding. The transcript is spliced from 20 exons. Lineage: Eukaryota; Metazoa; Chordata; Mammalia; Carnivora; Hyaenidae. Gene Ontology annotation, biological process: positive regulation of transcription by RNA polymerase II. The coding region runs from base 227 to 2866 and encodes 879 amino acids. The record is from RefSeq and is a predicted model, not a curated record.
CUCUGGAUGUUCUGGGUAGUCUGAGGAGGAGAGUAUGAGGCGAGCUCCGGCCCGGGCGCGGCCGGGCUUCGGGGGCGAGGGCGCCGCCGCCAUCUAAGCCGCCGUGCUCGCGAGGCCCGGCGCGCGGACGAUGCUGGUGCGGCUCGGGUGUUGAUCCGCGUGUCCCCUCCCCCUUCUCCCCUCCCCCACGCGGUGGUCUCCCCUCCCGCCCCGGCCCGGCGGAGCCAUGUCUCGGGGUGGCUCCUGCCCACACCUGUUGUGGGACGUGAGGAAAAGGUCCCUCGGGCUGGAGGACCCGUCCCGGCUGCGGAGCCGCUACCUGGGAAGAAGAGAAUUUAUCCAAAGACUGAAACUUGAAGCAACCCUGAAUGUGCAUGAUGGCUGUGUUAAUACAAUCUGUUGGAAUGAGACUGGAGAAUAUAUUUUAUCUGGCUCAGAUGACACCAAGUUAGUGAUUAGUAAUCCUUACAGCAGAAAGGUUUUGACAACAGUUCGUUCAGGACACCGAGCCAAUAUAUUUAGUGCAAAGUUCUUGCCGUGCACAAAUGAUAAGCAGAUUGUUUCCUGCUCUGGGGAUGGAGUAAUAUUCUAUACCAAUGUUGAGCAAGAUGCGGAGACCAACAGACAAUGCCAAUUUACGUGCCAUUAUGGAACUACCUAUGAGAUUAUGACUGUGCCCAGUGACCCGCACACUUUCCUCUCGUGCGGUGAGGAAGGGACUGUCCGGUGGUUUGACACGCGCAUCAAAACCAGCUGCACAAAAGAAGAUUGCAAAGAUGACAUUUUAAUUAACUGCCGACGCGCCGCCACAUCAGUCGCCAUUUGCCCACCAACACCUUAUUAUCUUGCUGUCGGCUGUUCAGACAGCUCAGUACGAAUCUAUGAUCGGCGAAUGCUAGGCACGAGAGCCACAGGGAAUUAUGCGGGCCGAGGAACGACCGGGAUGGCUGCCCGUUUUAUCCCUUCCCAUCUUAACAACAAGUCCUGCAGGGUCACGUCUCUGUGCUACAGCGAGGACGGCCAGGAGGUUCUCGUUAGUUACUCCUCAGAUUAUAUCUAUCUUUUCGACCCGAAAGAUGACACGGCACGAGAGCUGAAAACUCCUUCUGCAGAAGAAAGAAGAGAAGAGUUACGACAGCCUCCUGUGAAGCGUUUAAGACUUCGUGGUGAUUGGUCAGAUACUGGACCCCGAGCAAGGCCUGAGAGUGAACGAGAACGAGAUGGUGAGCAGAGUCCCAACGUGUCGUUGAUGCAGAGAAUGUCUGACAUGUUGUCCAGGUGGUUUGAAGAAGCGAGUGAAGCUGCACAGAGCAGCCGAGGACGGGGGAGGUCUAGACCCACAGGUGGAACGAGCCAGUCAGAUGCUUCUCCUCUUCCUGCCGCCCCAUCACGUUCUGAUUUGGAAGUGGGUGAGACUGCAAUGGAGGUAGAUCCUUCAGCCGAACAAGUUCUUCAGCCUUCAACAUCCUCUGCAGCGUCAGCUCAGGCUCAUUCGACAUCAUCUUCUGCAGAAAGCCCUCGUUCUACUUCUUUGCUGUCUUCUCCAGAUAACGAACAAAGGCAGGCUGUUGAAGCAUCUGGACGCCAUACACACCAUCAGUCUGAUUCUCCUUCUUCUGUGGUUAACAAACAGCUCGGAUCCAUGUCACUUGACGAGCAACAGGAUAACAAUAAUGAAAAGCUGAGCCCCAAACCAGGGACAGGUGAACCAGUUUUAAGUUUGCACUACAGCACAGAAGGAACAACCACAAGCACAAUAAAACUGAACUUUACAGAUGAAUGGAGCAGUACUGCCUCAAGUUCUAGAGGAAACGGGAGCCACUGCAAAUCUGAGGGUCAGGAAGGAUCCUUGGCCCCACAGAGCCCUGUGCUGCCACCAGCAGACAGUGAGACAAAAGCUCUUGAGGAAUCAUCAGAGGAUGCGACAGCAUGUCAAGAAGAUACACCUGCAGAAAACACACCUCAGAACCCCGUAGAUAUAGCACAAUCAGAUAAGUUCACAUCUGAGCCGCUGGAUUCCUGCUCAGGAGAAAGAAAUGACUUCAAUCUUGAUAGCUCUUGUGGGGUUAUAGAAGAAUCUACGUUGUCUGAACAAGACAAGGAACCAGAAACUUCAGAUCUAACUAGCACUGAAGGUGCCACCAAUCAGAAUAGCACUACUUCUGAGCCUCAGUCACAAACAGAAGCUGUCGGCCCUUUGGCUCAAGAGGAAACAUUAGCGGGGGACUCGGCUCUCCAGGACACAGACGAUAGUGAUGACGACCCAGUCCUGAUCCCAGGUGCAAGGUAUCGAGCAGGACCUGGUGACAGGCGCUCUGCUGUUGCCCGCAUUCAGGAGUUCUUCAGGAGGAGAAAAGAAAGGAAAGAAAUGGAAGAACUGGAUACUUUGAACAUUAGAAGGCCGCUAGUAAAGAUGGUUUAUAAGGGCCAUCGCAACUCCAGGACAAUGAUAAAAGAAGCCAAUUUCUGGGGUGCUAAUUUUGUGAUGAGUGGUUCUGAUUGUGGCCAUAUCUUCAUCUGGGAUCGUCACACUGCUGAGCAUUUAAUGCUUCUGGAAGCUGAUAAUCAUGUGGUGAACUGCCUGCAGCCACAUCCGUUUGACCCAAUUCUAGCCUCAUCUGGCAUAGAUUAUGACAUAAAGAUCUGGUCACCACUAGAAGAGUCCAGGAUUUUUAACCGAAAACUUGCUGAUGAAGUCAUAACUCGGAACGAGCUCAUGCUGGAGGAGACUAGAAACACCAUCACGGUCCCAGCCUCUUUCAUGCUGAGGAUGCUGGCCUCACUGAAUCACAUCAGAGCUGACCGGCUGGAGGGGGACCGGUCGGAAGGCUCCGGGCAGGAGAACGAAAACGAGGAUGAGGAGUAACCAGCCCUUCUCGGCAAAGCGCUUAGACGGCCUGGAGUUCGUACCAGACACGUAGUGGGUUUUUUCUUCACGGAGCUUCAGUGCGAUGCGCAGGUGACGGCGUUGUGGCGUUUCUCCCUGUCCUGGGGGUAACCGGACAUGGGUUUGGGACGACCGUGUGCAUGCAUUUGGGAGAGUGUGUAAAACAAAACUAGCAAAAUGUUUUAAAAACUUUUUGCCACGUGUGAGGAGUGCUAGAAAAUGCAAAGUGCAAUAUUUUCCCUGAACCUUCAGAUACGAGAGCUUGGAUCAGUGUGGAAGAGUAAUUUUCAUGGUAGUGAAAAUGUUGGUUCAAAUAAAUUUCUACACUUGCCAUUUGCAUGAUUGUUGCUUUCUAAUAAAAGAAGUUGGUUGUUUUAAGAU